Macrosiphum euphorbiae (potato aphid) is the source of this 468-nucleotide messenger RNA. The record is from the annotation of a GenBank genome assembly. NCBI's taxonomy places the organism in Eukaryota, Metazoa, Arthropoda, Insecta, Hemiptera, Aphididae.
AUGGUUGCUUUCAAAGGUCGUUCAUCAAUGAAGCAAUUUAUGCCAUUAAAGCCAAUAAAACGAGGCUUUAAAGUUUGGGCUUUGGCUGAUUCUCAAAGUGGAUUUUUGUUAAACUUUGACGUGUAUACAGGGAAAAAAUCAGACGGUAAUGUUGAAUAUGGUUUGGGAGAAAAUGUUGUUCUUUCGCUAACCGAUAAAUUAAAAAAUAAAUUUUAUUGUAUUUAUUUUGACAAUUUUUUUACAAGUAUACCACUCAUAUCUAAGCUUUUAUAUGAUGGUUUAUUUGCUUGUGGCACUUUUAGAGUCAAUAAAAUAUUUUACCUUAAACAUUUAAUGAAAAAUGAUAACAAAUAUAUGCCUGGUGAUAUAGAGUAUGCACAAUCAAAAGAAAUUAGUGUGAUGAGAUGGAAAAACAGAGGAGCAAAACCAAAAAAAAACAGACUUCAUCACCUCAAGAUCGAAUUAUAA